GCACAGAAAAAAAAAGGAAGGUUUUGGUGAAGUUAAGAUGCAUCACUCUUCCUGUGGGAGAGGCCUGCUGUUGGGAAACAUGACAAACAGCUGACCGUCUCUCUGAACUUUUUGUCACCCCAGGAGGUGUUUCAGCCUGUGGUUAAUCUUUUCUGUACUCGACCCAGAGGCUUCAAAGCGCGUCCCAACUGGCUCCUCUCAGCCAGUCUGGAACUCCCUUUUUCCCAAAACGGAGCUAAAACUUCCCUCUGGAGAUGGAAAUAUCUGUUUUAUCCAAGAAGCUGUGGUGCAUCCACAAACAGCUGAUUCUCCUCUUCACCCCACUGGUGUUUCUGCCUUUACUCUUUACUCUUCCAGAGAAGGAGGGAAAAUGUCUUUAUGUGGUGGUGCUCAUGGCAACGUUUUGGUGCACAGAGGCUCUUCCUCUGGCUGUCACUGCCAUGCUUCCAGUCUGCCUUUUCCCGACACUGGGAAUUCUUCCAUCCAAGAAAGUAUGCCCUCAGUACUUCCUCGAAACCAAUUUUCUCUUCCUGAGCGGUCUUGUGAUGGCCUCGUCCAUCGAGGAGUGGGGCCUGCAUCGCAGAAUAGCCCUGAAGGUGCUCAGCAUUGUCGGAGUAAAACCAGCAUGGCUCAUAAUGGGAAUGAUGAUGACCUCGUCCUUCCUGUCCAUGUGGCUCAGCAACACCGCCACAACAGCCAUGAUGCUGCCUAUUGCUAAUGCCAUCCUGGAGAGUCUGUUCGGAGACCUGGAGACCCUGAAAGAGAAGUGCAAGUCCAAAGACGAUCCUGAGGUUGACAUAAUAAAUGGUCAGUCUGCUGUGAAGCUGCAUUCACUGCCCUCAGUGCCCUCGGAGAAGCAAAUACUGUCAAUAGACGGGAUGGACGGUAUGGAGCAGAGUGAUGUGAGGACAUCUGCGGAGAUCCGAUCCGAGUCGCAGUAUCAGCUGAAGGUGUGGAAAGGAUUCUUGAUCUGUAUUCCUUAUGCUGCCAGUAUCGGAGGCACCGCCACGCUGACAGGCACCGCGCCCAACCUCAUCCUGAUUGGACAGCUGAAAAGCUACUUUCCAGACUGCGACCUUAUCAAUUUUGGAUCUUGGUUUGCGUUCGCUUUCCCUCUCAUGCUUAUCUUCCUGUUUUUGGGAUGGCUUUGGAUCGCGUUCCUCUACGGGGGAUUGAAUACACGAUUGUGCUUCAAGAAACAGGACCAAAGAGCCCAGGCUGAGGCCAGAGCACAGGCGCUGAUAGAGGACGAUUACAGAAAACUAGGGCCCAUAAAUUUUGCAGAGGGAGCGAUUUCUUUCUUUUUUAUACUGUUUGCCGUUCUCCUGUUCACAAGAGAUCCCAAAUUUGUCACCGGGUGGUCUGUGUUCUUCAAAAAAGGGUACGUCUCAGACGCAGUCACUGGUGUGAUCAUUGUGUCUAUAUUGUUUUUCUUCCCCUCGCAGAAACCCUCUCUGAGCUGGUGGUUCGACCCUCAAGCAUCAAAUACUCCUUAUGUUCCUCUCUUGUCAUGGAAGAAAGCCCAAGACUCUGUUCCCUGGAAUAUCAUUCUGCUCCUCGGAGGCGGCUUUGCUAUGGCUAAAGCUUGUGAGGAGUCUGGACUCGCCUCCUGGAUCGGAGGCCACCUCCACCCUUUGGCCGAGGUUCCUCCCGCUGCAGCUGUGAUGUUGAUCACUGCUUUUCUGGCCUGCUUCACGGAGUUCGCCAGCAACACUGCCACAAUUAUCAUAUUUUUACCCGUCAUUGCUGAACUGGCUAUCCACGUCUCAGUGAACCCUCUAUACUUCAUGAUACCUGCAACAGUAGGAUGUUCAUAUGCCUUCAUGCUGCCAGUGUCCACACCACCCAACUCCAUCGCCUUUGCGUCAGGACACCUCAUGGUCAAAGACAUGGUGAAAACCGGUUUUGUCAUGAAUAUCCUGGGUGUCCUCUCAGUCUCUCUGGCCAUGAACACGUGGGGCGUUGCUAUGUUUAACUUGAACACGUAUCCAGAAUGGGCUCACCCCAUCAACAAGUCCGCUGUUCUUACCGAUGUGCACUUCUCAUCUGUCCAGUCGCUCAAUGCUACGCUCUGAUCACUCACCAAAUCUCAGCAUGAGCAGUAAACAGGGACAAAAGUCUGUCUGGUAGACGUAGACUCAUUAAAAUGUCAGAACGCUCUGGGAGCUUCCGCUGUUACCUGUGAAUUUAAUACGUUUCUUAUAUUCAAGUGUCUUUGUAGGCUGUCAAGAGUCAAGAUUUCAUGCUGUGAAUGUAAGUUUUGGCAGGCUUUCAUGUUUUAAGUUAAAAACAAGCUUCAUUAUUUUACUCUCUGCCUUCUUAAAACUGUACAGAAGAGACAUUUAACCUCAACAACAGCUCUUAAGAGCUUGCAGAGUGUGCUGUUCGUAUUUGAUGCUACUAGGCUGACAUCUGCUGGAAGAAUGAGAGAGACCUCUGUGAAUAAUUCUUUUAAAUUAUAUAUUUUUUGGUUCAAAUCACAAAGAGAUCAGGUUAUGUGUUUAUGUAAUAUAUAUAUGGUGCAUGUUUAGUUGCCAAAGCCUCAGCACAAAUAUUUUAAAUCUAUCUUUUCUACAUUAGACUGUAAAUCCCUACUAAUGAAUGUGUAAAUUUUGUUACAGAGUGAUUUAAAUUCAGAUGUGCUGUUAUAAAUAAAUUUAGUUUGUACUGUGUUAAUUUAGUUGCAUGUAGUCUCAGUAUUUCUUAUAAUGAGUGAACAUAGUUUAUUGCUAAGAGAAAGACCUUGUUAUCAGAAUAUUUGCAAGUGCUUAACUGUGUAAACGUUUAGCUUUUAAUAGAAACCAACAACAGAAUGUAAACCUCAGUCCUCAGGUUUUAAUUAACUGUCGCUAAUGCUGCAGGUUUCACACAUAUUUAAAACAUUUUGGCCUCUGCACACACUCACACAGAGAGCCAGAGAGAGCACACAGUUGUAAAUGCCUUACAAUGUUUGUUUGGUGUAGUAAACUGUCUGAAGUCACGAGGCCUGACAACAAUGGUUAACUUGUGCAAGACUGUGGUGGUUACUGAGUGCCAGCAGGGUCAGUGUGAAAGGUCCUGUGGUGUUUAAAUACAAAACUAUAAAACACUUAACAAAAAAAACCACAGACCAGUACAGGAUGUACCCGUCUGUCUGCACGACACAAACAACUUUUUUGACAACACGGAUUUCAACCAAAGCUGAUUUAUGUCUUUGCUUUUUGAGGAUCUUAAGACAGAUUAGACAUAUUUUAAUAUUCAGUUCAUAAUAAAUGUAAUUGACGUUUGUAUUGAUCAUUACUGGAACUACUGUUACAUUAAAUCCCGUUUCUUUCAAGUGACAAAA
Dicentrarchus labrax (European seabass) is the source of this 3325-nucleotide messenger RNA. It is a transcript of the gene slc13a3, whose product is annotated as solute carrier family 13 member 3. The coding region runs from base 255 to 2075 and encodes 606 amino acids. The record is from RefSeq and is a predicted model, not a curated record. Gene Ontology annotation, molecular function: sodium:dicarboxylate symporter activity; citrate transmembrane transporter activity; succinate transmembrane transporter activity. NCBI's taxonomy places the organism in Eukaryota, Metazoa, Chordata, Actinopteri, Moronidae. Gene Ontology annotation, biological process: monoatomic anion transmembrane transport; citrate transport. Gene Ontology annotation, cellular component: membrane. The transcript has 13 exons.